UCCAAAAAUAUAAAAAAAAACUUAAAAAACUUAAAAAUUAACAAAACGAAAAUGACAGCCGAAUCGUUUCGUUGCCUAACAAAAGCCUUUGAAAAUGUCCGCCAUUUUGCCGCCGCGGCCGCCGCUAUGACUCCCGUAUCGCUUAUUGGCGGCGAUUCUGACGAUAUGGACGACGAAUUUGACGACAACGAGUCGUACGACCGAAGUAGCAGUGGUUUCAUGAGUAUCAACGACAACGACAGCUCGGAUAUGGAUGCGGACAACGACGACGACGACUAUUCGCUGACAUCGCCGCCGCCGAUGACGGCCAACAAUAUUAGCAAUUCGUCGACAAAAGAAAACGAUAUGAUGUCGUCGUCRUCAUCGGUAUCGUCGCCGACCAAUACUAUGUCGGCCGAYGGCGKCGAYGAUUUGGACAACAGUUUAAGAUCAAGAAAACGAUUUCCGAAAUCCAGAACCCGAGCCCGUAGUCCGACUGUUGUGAAAAAAAUUAAGAAAAAUCGCCGAAUAAAGGCCAACGAUAGGGAACGUAAUCGUAUGCAUAUGCUUAACAARGCRUUGGAAAAGCUUCGUAAGGUUUUACCUGCCUUUCCCGAUGAAACCAAACUGACCAAAAUCGAGACCCUGAGGUUUGCCCACAACUAUAUCUGGGCGCUGUCCGAAACKGUGAAAAUGUUGGACUCCCGUGACAUUACUGGCCGAGACUCGACCAGUAGUAGUGCUGCUGCCGCAGCCAGACUGUCCUCCUCACAUCCGUCCAAUCAUCAAACAACGAUAAUACCACCGGAGCUGAUGGUAAACGUCAAGAUUGAAGACGGGUUGACAGCUAAGCAACUAAAUUGUGUGCAAAUAGUUUCACAAAAAGCAAACAUAAAGUGA
Molecule: messenger RNA, 879 nt
Organism: Oppia nitens
Lineage: Eukaryota; Metazoa; Arthropoda; Arachnida; Sarcoptiformes; Oppiidae
Product: basic helix-loop-helix neural transcription factor TAP-like
Exons: 2
Molecular function (GO): protein dimerization activity
Source: RefSeq, a predicted model, not a curated record